Babesia ovata is the source of this 1428-nucleotide messenger RNA. RefSeq names its product oligomerization domain-containing protein, putative. Bases 1 to 1428 code for a protein of 475 amino acids. The transcript is spliced from 3 exons. Lineage: Eukaryota; Apicomplexa; Aconoidasida; Piroplasmida; Babesiidae. The record is from RefSeq and is a predicted model, not a curated record.
AUGUAUGUAAUUCGUCUGUUUGGGCCGUUGUUGCGGCAGAAUUGCCGCGCUUGGCAACUUGGCGCUCUUUUGCCUCUGUGCCGUGCUGCAGACAUCGGAGCCAGUUGGUCUCGUCGCCACGUAGCGACGGACGACACUACAGAUCGUUUCAGGCACGUCAGUGAAUCGCUUCCGCGCCAGCAAGCCACCCAUGAUGGACCUGAAUUUACCUAUCAGUCGGCAGAGCCGCUGUCUGAUGAGUCUGCAGAAGCGCCAUCGGGGUCUUUUGAUGGCGCUGAGAAACCCAAGAUUGACAAAGCCGCUAUAAAGAGCAUCCCGUUGGAAACCAUCGAGGACGCAGUGCUAAAGUUCGUGCCGGAGACGAUCAGGGAAAGCAGUUUGGGUACGUUGCCACGACCAUGCAAUGCAGCACACCUUUCAGAUGAUGAAUUCCUGACACCAGGCCAGGCGUUUUACCUGGAGAACCGCGACAAGCUAUUCGAGCAGUUGCGUCGAAGGUACUUCGAGGCUACCAGUGAGGGUGGGAGCGAUCAGGUGACUGAUGGAGAGAUCGAGAGCCUGCUGCCACUGCUGAUGGAGGAAGAACAGUUCGGAUCCUACGACCCGGAUCCCGUGGUCUCGCCCGGCAAGCACCACCUCUGGGACUACAACACUUCCGAGGUGGCAGCAACGAGGAGGAACGUGCACCUGCGGAAGGGCGAGAUGCCUACGCUGCAGCAGGUCGUUGAUAUUCUGGAGCAGGUGAGUACCGCUGAAUGGUACCCAGAGAGAUCGCAGGAACGCAUGACCAACGUCGUGGUUGUCGACAUGGACAGCUGCAAUCGCCGUGAUCAGGCGAUGUACUGCAUAGUGGCUACCGGCACGACGAAGGCCCACUGCAGCGUCCUUGUUGGUGAGCUUCUUGUACACCGCGGCGAAGGUCUCCAGCUUGUCCUCGAUGCUCUCGUUCUGCUUGUCCUUGGGGUCGAGGUAGACGCGGAGCACGCGGCUGCCGUCGCGCUUCACGCGCAUGACUUUGCCGACAAUCUCCGUGGGCGCUGCGAUAUCCUCGAGGAUGGCCUCAUGGACGCUGGUGAGGGACCUGUUCCUGGGCCUCAUGCGGAACUGCUUGCCGCUGAAGUUCUUGGGGAGGAUGGUGCGCUGCGCGAUGAGGACGACGUGCUUCUUGGUCUUCUUCUCGAGCUCGAUGACCAGGCGUCCGUGGAUGCGGCGGACGUGGGUCAUGUACACACGGUAGGGCACGAAGAUGAUGACAGCGCUCUUCUUGAGGGCUCCCACCUCGACCUCCUUGCAGUGCGAGAAGGCGAUGUUCUUGAUAUCGCCCUUGAGCUCGGCGUUGCCGCUGGACUCGAUGUAUACCAGGCACUUGGCAAUCUCCUUGUCGAGGGGAGUGACCUCGUGCUUGCCGACGAUCUUCUCGUCGACUGA